Messenger RNA from Corticium candelabrum, 1351 nucleotides. RefSeq names its product ubiquitin-conjugating enzyme E2 U-like. NCBI's taxonomy places the organism in Eukaryota, Metazoa, Porifera, Homoscleromorpha, Homosclerophorida, Plakinidae. Gene Ontology annotation, molecular function: ubiquitin conjugating enzyme activity. The record is from RefSeq and is a predicted model, not a curated record. Gene Ontology annotation, biological process: proteasome-mediated ubiquitin-dependent protein catabolic process; protein polyubiquitination; DNA repair. The transcript has 7 exons. Gene Ontology annotation, cellular component: HULC complex. The coding region runs from base 72 to 1241 and encodes 389 amino acids.
CUGUAGAUACUUAAUAUAACAUUGUGCGUACGAUAACGUGAUUUUUUCGAGUGGGCCUUAUUUGAGGUAUCAUGCAUUCUCGAGCGUAUUUGCUGCUGCAGAGGGACAUGGAGCGGCUUCAGACGGAGCCUGUGUGGGGCAUCUCUGCGUCUCCUGUGUCCGACCUCAAUGUGUUUGAGUGGAGAGCAAGACUAUGUGGACCCAAGGGAACAGACUGGGAAGAUGGUAUCUUCCAGCUACAAAUGCGAUUCUCUUCCGAAUACAACACGAAGCCUCCUGACGUUGUAUUCAUGACGAUACCAUUCCACCCCAACAUUGAUAUGAAGACGGGAAAGCCGUGCAUGGAUCUACUGGACGAGCCGUCUUGCUGGAGUGAGAAUGUGCAAGGUGUACAGUACAUUCUUCUCAGUAUACAGGCAUUGCUGGCCGAGCCAGUUCUUGAGAAUGCAGUCAAUAUUCAUGCCGCUCAUUGUUUUGUGUCGUCGCCUCGAAUGUAUAGACAAAUGGUGUUGGACUGUGUAGCGGCUAGUAGGAGAGUGGCAGCUGGCCUUCCUGCUCACGAAGAAGAGGAAGAGGAGAGACGAAGAGCAGCAGAGCAAGACGAACUAAAAAAGAAGGAAAAGCAAGCAGAAGACUCAAUACCAAGACAAACAACAAAGCGAGUCACAAAGGUGUCAUUUGAUGAUUACCAUCAGCUGUGGAGAGGCCUGGCUACUACCCAACCAACAGUUACAACUACCAGCCCAUUAAUGCAACUACUUCACAAAGACGCGGCUUUCAGAAACAUCCACCUCGGCCCGUCUCUCCAGUCAUUCAACGACGACAUCAACGACAAACUCCAACGUUUCCAAGAUCUCAAAUACGGACGAGUCGCCGUCUCAAACAAGAAGCCACACGCAAGCAAAACACAAACAAACAAAUCACAACAAACUCAAGCCCAAAAUCCACAGACACUCAGAGAGCAGAGAAUUCAGAUGAUGCGACAGCUGUACAUGAGUGGAGGAGACGACAACCCUCAAGUAAAGUCAAAACAGCGGGAACCUGGAAUGUCACACUCACAUUCUCAAACGCCGAAAGAAACCCCGAUUUCUCAAACUGGCAGGAAGUCAGGUAACUCAAUCGGCAUACGCGUUCCAUCCCUACCACACGAACGACUCAUUGAAGACGGCGAUUUAGACACCGAAGUCGACGACCUACUGACAUGGACAGACAAGCUGACAGACACGGCACUGAUCACGUGACACAUUGAAUAUCAUCUAUUGUUAAAUAGAUACAUCAGAGCUCCAAAUAAUUGAUCUAUAACUGUGUGUAGCACAUAUUUCUUUCUCACUGAAUACAUAAAUACGAUAGA